Aptenodytes forsteri (emperor penguin) is the source of this 3902-nucleotide messenger RNA. It is a transcript of the gene GARNL3, whose product is annotated as GTPase activating Rap/RanGAP domain like 3. The transcript is spliced from 29 exons. Gene Ontology annotation, molecular function: GTPase activator activity. Gene Ontology annotation, cellular component: cytoplasm. Gene Ontology annotation, biological process: regulation of small GTPase mediated signal transduction; activation of GTPase activity. The coding region runs from base 1 to 2982 and encodes 993 amino acids. The record is from RefSeq and is a predicted model, not a curated record. NCBI's taxonomy places the organism in Eukaryota, Metazoa, Chordata, Aves, Sphenisciformes, Spheniscidae.
AUGAAGUGUUUCUAUUCCAGCUCUGUCUCUGAAGAUCUGGGUUGCAGACGUGGAGAGUUUAGCAGAAAGCAUUACGGAUCUGUGGAGCUACUUAUAUCUAGUGAUGCUGAUGGAGCCAUUCAAAGAGCUGGACGGUUCCGCGUGGAAAACGGCUCCUCUGGUGAGAAUACAGACUACACUCCGGGUACAUGGCACAGAACGGAUGUGCAUUUGGAAAACCCAGAGUGCCAUACAAGAUGGUAUUUCAAAUAUUUUUUAGGGAAAGUUCAUCAAAAUUAUAUAGGUACAGAUGCAGAGAAGAACCCUUUCUUUCUGUCUGUUGUACUGUCUGACCAAAAUAAUCAGCGCGUUCCUCAAUACCAUUCAAUACUUUGGAGAAAAACAGGUACUCAGAAAAUAUGUCUCCCUUAUAGUCCCACAAAAACAUUAUCAGUGAAAUCUAUAUUAAGUGCUAUGAGUCUUGACAAAUUUGAGAAGAGCCCAAGGGAAAUUUUUCAUCCCGAGAUACAAAAGGAUUUAUUGGUUCUUGAAGAGCAAGAGGGAUCUGUGAAUUUUAAAUUUGGAGUCCUUUAUGCUAAGGAUGGGCAGCUUACAGAUGAUGAAAUGUUCAGCAAUGAAACUGGAAGUGAAAGCUUUCAAAGAUUUUUGCAUCUCUUGGGUGACACAAUUACUUUGAAAGGCUGGACAGGCUACAGAGGAGGACUGGACACUAAAAAUGAUACAACAGGAACCUGUUCCAUCUAUACAGUUUUUCAAGGGCAUGAAAUUAUGUUCCAUGUUUCAACCAUGCUACCAUAUUCUAGAGAGAACAAGCAGCAGUUUAGGAAUAUUGUUUUGCCAUUCUCUCACAGAAUUGAAAGGAAGCGACAUAUUGGAAAUGACAUUGUCACUAUCGUAUUUCAGGAAGGCGAAGAAUCUUCUCCAGCAUUCAAGCCAUCCAUGAUUCGCUCUCAUUUUACACAUAUUUUUGCCCUAGUGAGAUAUAAUAAGCAGAAUGAUAGUUACAGGCUGAAAAUAUUUUCAGAAGAAAGUGUUCCUCUCUUUGGGCCUCCCCUUCCAUCCCCACCUGUGUUUACAAAUCACCAGGAAUUCAGGGAUUUUGUGUUAGUGAAAUUAAUAAAUGGGGAAAAAGCCACCUUGGAAACCCCAACAUUUUCUCAGAAACGUCAACGCACUCUGGACAUGCUGAUCCGCUCUUUAUACCAAGACCUGGUGCCUGAUCUACACAAGGUAAAUAACAUGCUCAAUAGAAGGUCCUUCAGUGAUGUGUUACCAGAGUCCCCAAAAUCAACACGGAAAAAAGAGGAAGCUCGGCAAGCAGAGUUUGUCCGGCUUGGUCAGGCAUUGAAAUUGAAAACCACUGUGAAAGGGGAUGCCACAGCUAACUUGGCAACCACAAGCUUUUGUAAAAAGGAGCCUUGGGAAUCUCAAUCUUUCUGCAGUAAUUUUCCUCAUGAGGUUGUCUGUGCAGAUUCUUGGGGCCAGUCCUUGCUGGUUUCUACAGAUGCUGGCAUCUUGUUAGUAGACGAUGGUCAACCGUCAGUGCAAGUAUUUGAUAAAACUCUCCAAAUAAAGCAGAUGCAUGUGUUGGAAGCUCUGGAUCUUUUGAUUGCCCGAACAGACAAAGGGAAAGACUCUCGUCUCCUUGUCUUCAGACUCAGUGCUGUCCAAAAAGAUAUAGAAACAAAGCAAAUGAUAAGAAGCAAAUACGACUGCAGAGAAAAUAAACUGGAGAGAACAAAAGGCUGCCAUUUGUAUGCCAUUAAUACUCACCAUGGCAGUGAACUGAGGAUUGUUGUGGCUAUUCGGAACAAACUACUUCUCGUCACAAAGAAAUAUAAUCCACGCAACAGUUUAACCAGCAGCUCUCUGCUAUCGUCAUCUGAAUCUCCAGUAGAGGAGUUCCAGUAUAUCCGGGAAAUAUGCCUCUCUGACCCUCCAGUGAUUAUGACGCUGGUGGAUGGACCUACUGGAGACAGUGACAAUAUGAUCUGUGUAGCGUAUCGGCAUCAGUUUGAUUUAGUUAAUGAGAGUACUGGGGAGUCCUAUAGAUUGCAUCAUGUUGAAACAAACAAGGUUAAUUUUGUUGCAGCUAUUGAUGUAUAUGAAGAUGGUGAAGCUGGUCUACUGUUGUGUUAUAACUAUGUUUGCCAAUACAGAAAGGUAUAUCCUUUCAAUGGAAGUUCUCCGCUGAUCCAGCCAUCAGCUUAUGACUUCCACUUCAGCUGGAAUCAAGUUCCUUAUGCUGUUGUCUGUGCUUUCCCUUAUAUCCUUGCCUUCACUACUGAUUCCAUUGAGAUCCGAUUAGUGGUGAAUGGGAACUUAGUCCACACAGCAGUUGUGCCUGAGCUUCAACUUGUAGCAUCAAGGUCAGAUAUUUAUUUUAAAGCUACUACUGCAGUAAGUGGAUCAUCUGACAGCAGCUCUAAGGAAAUGAGUUCAAGUUCCCCUCAAACACCGACAGCUUAUGAAAUGCCAGAACGUCCUCUUUCUUCUCUAGAAGGUGAAGUUCUGUGCAAAAACCUGUACAAAAUUCCUCUCAGUAAUCUGGUUGGGCGAAGCAUUGAACGACCUCUGAAGUCACCUUUGGCUCCCAAGGUCAUCACUACUACAACAUCCAGUGGCAUUGCCUCUCUUCCAGUUACUCACUCGCUAUCCUUAUCUCGUAUGGAAAUUAAAGAAAUUGCAAGCAGAACACGUAAAGAAUUGUUGGGCCUCUUGGAUGAGCCUAUACCCAAGACAGAAAGUGCACAGAAGCAAAAAAAGGUUCCUCGAAGACAGUCAGACCCCAAGCAGGGAGCAGUAAGAUCAACUAGUAGUGACAGGAUAAUCUCAAGCUCUUUUGAAAGCUAUUCUGAAGGAUGUCAUCUUUCCACUAGUUCAGAUCCCGAUACUUUAGCAAACAGGGAGGAGAGCUCACCAUCUAGCUAUCCAUUUCAGCUGAUUUCUUUAUAUGAUGAAGACAUCAUUGACUUGAAGUGAAGACAGUCUUAAAACCUUUCUUCCUUACUUCACAUUUUCUUACAACUCUGUGAGCUCUAUGGGAAUGUCACAAACACUGCUUCUAGUGGUAAAAUGUGGCUGGAAGUAUUGGUGAUUAAUCUUUAUAGAACCCAUGUUGUUCUGGCUAGUUCAGCCUGAUUUGGUGAUGCUUAUAUCUUUGACAUAGGUAUGUUUUCUUUUCUCAGUUAAUGAGCCAUUACUUUUUGUGGCAUUCUAACAGUAGGUAAUCAAUGAGAGAUUUAGGCUGAAACUGAAGUAAAUAAAACGUAUUACUUGUUCUGAGCUUCUAAUAAUUUGAAGUACCUGAAUGACACUCAGCUAAGGUAAUCGCUGUUACUACUAUCAUGAGUUGUUUUACAACAGUGUAUGUCAUGUGGGAAAAGGAAUUUUAUAUCAUAAAUCACUUCUUUUGGUUUUUCAGUCUUUAAAAAAACAAACAAAACAAAACAACAGAAAAAAAGGCUUGCAGGCAAGGUCUUUCCAAACAGUGCAGUCUGUCCUUGAAAUGAUGCAGCUGUGGUAUGCUCAGUGAAGAAUCAAGGAUGUUCUAUAAAGAUCAGGUAAGAUAUGAAGACGCUGCUUUCUUUGCUCUGGCCUGUCCAUGCACAUUUGUUAGAGAAACUGGAAAACUGUUUUGGCAUUAAGAGUCCUUGAGCAGAGAGACUUUUUAUAGAAAACACAAACUUUCAAAAUAUUCCUUAAGAAUUGGAAGUUUAAAAAAAAAAAAAAACAAACCCAAACAAAAAAAACAACUGUAUUUCUCCAUCUACUGGAAAACUGUUGCUGUAGUGCGCCUACAGAUUUUUCCAUUACAGGCAGAAGAGCCAACCCCUGAUUUUCUUUCUGACUACACAAAGAUUCCUAUGCAGGCAUCAGCAUUGGCUGUUGUCUGCUCUUGC